This is a messenger RNA of Chara braunii, 714 nucleotides long. The record is from the annotation of a GenBank genome assembly. NCBI's taxonomy places the organism in Eukaryota, Viridiplantae, Streptophyta, Charophyceae, Charales, Characeae.
GUGCAGAAUUGUGCAGGUUUUUCAUUUUUAUAAUUAUUAUUUUGUUAUUUUUUGGGAGGGGGAAUGGGGGGCGUAUCACAGGAAGAUGGGGAUAUGGCGAGGAGGCGGAGGAUGUGGUCGACGAGGACGACUAGGAUAGCAAGGACGACGAGGAGUCAUCCAGAUGGGGGAGGCGAAAAGAUGGACGGAGAGAAAAAAGGGCGGGCAGGAGGAGAACGAGUGGGAGGAGGAGACAGGGCAGGAGGAGAACGAGUGGGAGGAGGAGACAUGUGCGACGAGGAAGGGGAGGACACGAGAAAGGGAAGGAGAGGAGGAAAGGAAGGAGACAAGGAGGCAAGGAAGAUGAGGAAGUACGACAAGGAGGAGACAAGGGAGGACGAGGAAGGGCAGGAGGUGGAUGAACAGGAGGACGAGUCCGAGGAGACGAAAAGGAGAAAGGAGGAGACAUGGAGGAUGAGGAAGGGGAGGAGGAGCAAGGUGAGGCAGUACCCCUGUAAUUUAUUUUUUCAUCUCGCUUAUAACUUUGGCGGGGGGCAUUGAACGCACCGUUUCGGCCCCUGAGGAGGGCUGACAGGUCAUUCCCCGCACACGUCGUGCGCCCCACAGGAUCGGUUGGGCAAGCGCCGCACGUAGGGAACCACUCACACGACGUGCGCUUGCAAGGAUGAAUUAAUCUAAGGGGAAAAAAAAGAAAAACAAAAGAAAAGACAAAAC